UAUUGCCUUUUUCAUCUAGGUAACAACAAAUAUAAGAUGGCUUUGCAAAGAUUAAAAACAAGUUGCAAAUUGAUCAGUAUGGGCAUUGGUGUCAUGUCUUCGUAUCUAACGUACCAGUACCAACGUACACUUGGUGCGGAUAUGGAAACUGUUGUUAAUAAAAACAUUUCAGACGUGCAGCAAUGGUUUCAGUGGAAAUCAAAAAGAGCAUACGAAUUUACCGAAGAGUACUUGAUACAAUACUGUCGCCAGUUCUCCGUGUCACCUGUGUUCCACCAAAUGGACAUAACGUCUUUUUUGAUUUACCUUGCCAACAGUAAAUCCAUGUUUUUACACCAACUUGGUGUAAAACUUUUAUCCACUGUUCAAUUUCCCGACAAUGCAGUCUUGGAGGAUUACAUAAAGAAAUGUGAUUACACAACUUUGAUUGGUUUAGCACGAAGUAAAGAUAUCCAAUCCAAUUGGUUUCCAGAUGGUACCUUCGAUGACGCGAUAUCAUAUGUCACCACGGAUGAAACAGACUUGGAACUAAAGAAAAGCGUGGAAGAUAUUUUGAAUAACAUCAGAGCAUUUGUGCCAAACGAACAUGAGGAUUGUUCUUCUUGGCUUUAUGAACAGUUGGUCUUCCAAAAGCUUCCCGAUGACCCCUUCCCCAAUGCCAUGGUGGACCUUUGUACUGAAAGAGAUACACUUGAUUUAUCUAAACUGGAACAUCCUUGUCCCUUUCGAAAGAACAUUCGAACUUAUUUAAAGAUCCUUCGAGGAUAUUCUAACAACGAGCUGGUAGCUUCUAAUCCGUUACUCUCACUUCGAAUAUUACGCAUUGUCAGGGAGAUCACUUUGCGAUUUGAAGAACACAACGAUGUUUUACUAGCUUGUGGUAAUAUUAUCGCCAAUUUAGCUUGUAACGAAAAUAAUCGUACCGCAAUAGUAGACGUUGACUUGUUACCUGUGUUGAUGAAGUGGAAAAAAAGCAAUGUGUUGUUUUUGAAAAUAGUUGCAAACCGGAUCCUUUACAACCUUGAUGCAUUAUUUAACAGUUACCAGCUUUCUCCUGACGGUAUAUACAUUCUUAAUCCCGACUGUCGAACCGAUCAAACUCCCGACGUAGAUGUUAUAUUUGUUCACGGAAUACACGGUAGUACGUUUUAUACGUGGCGACAGAGUGACUCGUGCAAAGAGGAGAAAUACACAUAUUGUUGGCCAAAAGAAUGGUUAUGCGUUGAUUGUCCAAAAGCGCGUGUUAUCUGCGUGCAAUAUGAGUCGUAUAUAUCUGAUUGGCUGCUGUCCUGUCCAAUCGGAAAAGAUAAAUAUUCCUUGGAUGUGCAAGCAGAAAAUAUAAAAAGAAAUCUAAAAAAGUGCGGCGUGGGUGAUAAACCUAUUGUUUGGGUGGCACACUCAAUGGGUGGGCUUAUUGUGGAGAAGCUGUUGCUAUUAGGGAGUGGGCUCACGAAAAAUCAAUGUGACAACAUUCUAUCUUUAACGGAAGGGAUUAUUUUUUACUCUGUCCCCCAUCUUGGAUCACCAAUCGCAACCAAAUCUGAAAAAGCAAGGUAUAUUUUAUUUCCAUCCGUCGAAGUACACGAGCUAAGUGGACACAGCGCAAAAUUGAAGGAAUUGCAUUCCGAUUUUGACUGUCUUCGGGAAAAGUUCAAUAUUAAAUGUGUAGACUUUGGCGAAACACUUCCGUUGAUCUUGCCUGUGGUGAAAAUGAAAACAAUGGUUGUACCACAAAGUUCUUCCAAUGUCGGCUAUGGUCGAUACAUUCCUCUAGACGCUAAUCAUUCGCAAGUUUGCAAGCCAACAUUUAAGAACGAUCCAAGAUAUACUGAAGUCGUUACCAUGGUAAAGAAUGCCGCAAGAAGUAAGGAAACUGUUACGAAAGAAGGCCACUGAUUGGUUAUUUGUUUUUUGUUGUUUUAUUUGGUUUUACGACUAGCAUUUUCCUCUAAUUAGCGCUGAGCAUAACGACGGAAAUAGUUAAAGAGCACCGGGCGCUAAAUAAAGAAAACAUUUCUUUGGUUUUACUACGCGAAAUCUCUAGGUUGGUAAUAGCAGGAAAGACAUUUAUUUGAUGAUGUCAUUUUUGUUGUUAGUUUAACCUCUUGUUUUGUUGUGUGGUCUUCACAGUUAAGUGUUCCUAUCUUUUUAAACGCAUGUGCAUACUUUUUUAUAAGAAACACAUUUUGGCAGAUGCUCGAUUUUGCUUAAGUUUGUGUAUUUUAAUGGUUUGACUGUUGUUUAUCUGUUGCUUGUUGACUAUUUACUUGGAAAGAAUAAAUUUACCUGUUUGAUUACUCGGAUAAUGUGGUCCGCCAUUUGUCGCCGUAUGAGACUUGAAUGAAUUUUAACACAAGAAAAGUCUCUUUCUUAAAAAAAAGCGUGUGUUCACGUGAACACAGAUAUACAGGACAUCGCUACACACCUUUGUUUUUUUGUUUUUUUGAACAAGGAAAAAUAGAAGAAAAAAUUGCGAAAGUAAAAAUCAAAAGGAAUUGUGUUAACAUUUUUUGUUUUCUGCCGCUUAUUAUCAUCUUUAUUUUCAAUGAAAUAAAAAACGUGCGAAAUAAGAUGAUUCUAUCAUAUGGGAUGAAAUACCUUCCAAAUUUGGUAUUUUGUUAAAAAUUGUUCCAUUGGAUUCAUAAGUUACAAAUUAUUCCAAUCAAGACGACUUUUUUGAUAACCGUGUGGGAAAGGAGAGUUUGCAAUCUUGUCUUUAAUUUUUCUGCCAUUAUAGAAAUUCUAAAAAAGAUUGUUUCAAAAUGUUGCAUUAUUUGUAUGUUAAUAUAUAUAUGAAGAUAUUUUGUUUUAUAAUGAACAGGAUAAACUAAACUGUGCUGUACUCACUAAUCAGUGUUUUCGACACCGUUUUCGAGACCUUUGAAAUAGUACCAAAUAACAUUCUACGAAAAGUCAGCCUCUGAUUUUUGUAAACAUGAAGCUUUCUGAUCUAUCACAUUACAACAUGGCCAUCUUGUAAAUCAGUAAAAAUAUUAGCUGUGCAUGCUGUGAAAAAAAUUUUAGUUUCGCCUUCUGUGAUUGCAGAAACUUUUUCACUCUUAUUGCGAAAAUUUGAUCAUUUCCGUUUCCGAGAGUUUGUUCAGUAAAACUUUAGAAAUCGUUGAUUGACGAAAGUUAAUGCACUAAAAUUUUUUUAAGAAUUCCGCGUUUUAAAUGCCUUCACAUCGACAAAUUUAUAUUUUUUGUAAAAUAUAAAGCGACGAUAGUUUAAACGGAUGCAUCCUAAAAAUUAAUUUUCCGUUAUCUGUCAUUAACAAUAUAUACUACUUUGUCUUCUAUAUCAGAAUCAGAAAAGCCGCGAAAUCUCUAAAACUUUGUAAUUUCAGAUCUCACAAUUAAUUUGUGGAUUCAGGAAAGUUUAUCCAAAAAAAUUUGCAAGUUUAAGGACUCAAAAGUUUCUCUGAUUAAAUUACUCAGAAUUUUACAUUUGUAUCAUAGAGAUUGUAUAUAUUCAUUUUUAUAUUAUUUAUCCAAAUAUGUUGAUUAAUUUAUGGUGCGUCGUAUACUAAUGUUUAUAAAAUUGAAGUUACGAUUUGUAAGAGGAAAACUUCUCUAACUAAAUCUGUUUUGUAUCCUUUAAUAUCUGAUUGGUUAAAAAAUGUAUUGUUCUUAAUUUUUGGGCUUCGUGCAAUCAAAGAUGUUUAAGGAGGUUUGGUGUAA
This is a messenger RNA of Hydractinia symbiolongicarpus, 3681 nucleotides long. RefSeq names its product protein SERAC1-like. The record is from RefSeq and is a predicted model, not a curated record. Bases 37 to 1896 code for a protein of 619 amino acids. NCBI's taxonomy places the organism in Eukaryota, Metazoa, Cnidaria, Hydrozoa, Anthoathecata, Hydractiniidae. The transcript has a single exon.